Messenger RNA from Aureococcus anophagefferens, 4485 nucleotides. RefSeq lists its product as hypothetical. The record is from RefSeq and is a predicted model, not a curated record. Bases 1 to 4485 code for a protein of 1494 amino acids. NCBI's taxonomy places the organism in Eukaryota, Pelagophyceae, Pelagomonadales, Pelagomonadaceae. Gene Ontology annotation, molecular function: calcium ion binding. The transcript is spliced from 5 exons.
AUGGCCGACGGCGAUUUGGCGGCGGCGGCCGCGGCCAUGCUGAAAAAGGACGCGGACGACGACGACCACGUGAGCGUCGGGUCCGGCCUGUCGUCCGACGAGGAGGACGCCGCGCCGCGCAAGCCCGCGGGCGGCGCGUCCCAGAGCGAGGAGCGCAAGCGCCUCAUCGCGGAGAAGAUGUCGCGCAUCGGCGGCGCCAAGGGCGGCUCGGCCUUCGCGCCGCCCGCGCGGCGGCGCCUCGACGCGCCCGACGCGACGACGUCCUCCAUGGCCGCCGCGGCGGACGAGCUCCGGAAGGCGCUCGGCGGCGAGGGCGACGACGACGAGCCGCCGUCGCCGGCCAAGUCGAAGCGGAGCAGCCUCGGGUCGCCGGCGGCGCGCGCGUCGCCGACGCGGGACCUCACGGCCGACACGCUCGACAAGGCCGCGCGGACGCUGCUCGGCGAAAAGACGGACGCGACGUCCGAGGCGCUCAACCGCGCGGCGAGGACGCUGAGCCCCACGAAGGAGCUCGACGGGUCGCGGCGGAGCUCGCCGACCAAGGGCCUCGAGGCCGCCGCGCGGCGCGUCGCGUCGCCGACGCCGCCGGACGUCGAGGCGGACUUGGAGCGGGCCGCGAGGGCUUUGAGCACACCCGACGACCUCCUCGAGGCCGCGGCCCGCAAGCUCGCCGAGGAGGAGAAGAAGCGCGGCGGCGGCACCGACGACGACGACGUCGCCGCCGCCGCCGUCGCGCUCGCGGAAGCCGAGCCGGACGCGCCGCGCGUCGUCUCGUGGGCCGCGNGCGACGCGCGCGACGGCGAGACGGGCGAGUGGGUCGAGGGCGUCGUCGUCGCGGCGCUGCCCCGCGGCGGCGCGGAGCUGCGCUUCGGCGACGACGUCGUACGCGUCGAGGGCCCGCGGCUCCGGGCGCCGCGGGACGCCUUCGCGCGCGCCGCGGCGGCGGCCUCGCGCCAACUCCGGAGCUUCCUGCUGUCCAAGGGCCCGCGGACGCGCGACCAGCUCCUCGCGGCCUUCAAGGACGCGGACGCGGACGGCAGCGGCGUCGUCGACCGCGGCGAGUUCCGCGCGCUGCUCGAGGACGCGGGCCUCGUCGUCGACGAGACGCGCGCGACGGCCGCGGCGGCGACGGAGACGGUCGGCGUCCGCGUCGACGCGUCGUUCAAGCUCGACCUGGACCAGGCGACGACGGCGAUCAUCGUGAACCGCGGCGACGCCGGGGACCUGCGGCCCGGCGACGAGAUUUUGGCCGUCGGCGGCGCGACGUUAGCGGAGGUGUCGCGCGAGCUCGCGGCGAACGUCGAGCGCGAGCGAACGGGCGAGCUGCCCGCGGGCGAGCACGCGGGCGUCGAGAAGCUCGCCGCGGAGGUCCAGCGCCGCGUCAAGGCCGCCGGCGCGGGGUGCGCGCUCACCGUGCGCCGGUCGUCGCCGGGGCCCCUCGACGCGCGCGUCGCGGCCGCGCUCGGCAAGGCCGUCGGCGUCGACGCGGGCGGCGGCGCGUCCCACGAGGACCUCGUCGCCUUCGCGCUCGAGGACGCGCCGCGCGACGGCGACGCCGAGCUCGCCGUCGUCGCCGACGCCGCCGCCGCGGCGCUCCGGGGCCCCGCGCGGGCCUCCGGCGUGCCCGAUCCCGGCGCCGCGUGGGACCGGCUCAGGAAGGCGGCCAGGGCCGACGCGAAGAAGGCGACGCUCGACGCGUCGGCGCUGAAGAAGCACCUCGGUACGCUGAAACUCCCGCUCUACGCGCCGGGCUUCGGCGUCGGCGGCGAACAGGAUAAGACGGGCAACCCGGACCGCGCGCCGUCGCCGGGCCAGGCCGCGGCCGUCGUCCGGCGCUGCCUCGACCCGAGCGGCGACGGCGCCGUGACGCUCGCCGAGUUCGCCGCCUUCGCCUUCUGGCCGCCGCGGCCCGCGCCGGACGUCAAGCGCGCGGUCGCGGCCGCGGCGACGUCCGCGGCCGCGCGCGACGGCGAGCCGUCGCCGGCCGCGGCCCUCUUCCGCGCCCUCGACCGCGACGGCAACGGCGCCCUCGGCCGCCAGGAGCUCGUCGACGGCCUCGGGAAGCUCGGCUGCGGCCUCCUGCCCGACGAGCAGAGGGCGCUCGUCGACGCGCUCGACGGCGACGGCGACGGCGUCGCGGGCCUCGGCGAGCUCCAGGCCUUCCUGGGCGAGCCCGUCGACGAGUCGAAGCGCCUGAAGCAGCGCGCGGCGCCGCGGACGCCCAGGGCCGCGCCCGCGGAGGCCUGGGCCCCGGCAGCGCCCCGCGCGCCGCGGCCGCCGGCCGCGGACGCGCCGCGGCCGGAUCCCGAAGCCCCGCUCCGCGAGGCCCUCCGCGCCUGGACCACGCGCUGCGUCACGCUCGAGACGGAGAACGCCAAACUCCGCGAGCGGUGCGCGGCCCUCCGCCGUCGGCCGGGUCCCGCGGCGCCGCCGGUCCCCGCGGCGCCGCCCGCGGCCGCCGCGCCGGCGCCGCCGCCCGCGGCCUUCUCCGGCGACGGCCGCUUCGCCGCCGUCGCCGCGCGCGCCGUCGGCGCCGCCUGCGGCGCCGUCUUCGUCUGCGAGCGGGCGGCGCUCGCGGCGGCGUGCGCGUUUCUCGAGGCGUCGCGCGCGGCCGACGCCGCGGGCCGCGACCGCGACCGCGCGGCCGCGCGGAAGCGCCUCGACGGCGCGCGCGCGGACCGCGUCGCGUCCGACGAGGCCUGCGCCGCCGCGCGGGCCGCCGCGCGGCGCCUCGAGGCCGAGCGCGCGCGCGCGGCGCCCGCGAGGGCCCCGAGGGCCGACGACGGCGACGGGUUCGCGGUCGCGCGGCUCGAGCGCGACCUCGCGCGCGGCGCCGAGGACGCCGCGGAGCUCCGGCUGCGGCUCCGGCGCGCGGGCGACCGCGAGGCGGGCCUGCUCCGCGCGUGGAGGGCCGCGCUCGCGCGGGAGACGGAGGCCAAGGCCGCGGCGAAGCGCGCGGAGCUCGACGCGCAGGCCAAGCUCCGCGAGGCGCGCAAGAUGCUCGGCGCCGCGCUCCGGCGGACCCAGGAGUGCGAGCGCCUGCUGGACGCGGACGCGGCGAAGCCCGCCGAUCGGCCGCCGCCGCCGCCGAAGACGGGCCGGAAGCGAGGCGUCGCGGGCUCGGGGUCGUCGAAGAUCGACGCGAGCGCGCUGAGGCGCUUGACGAUGGCGAUCUGGACGAGGUUGAGCGCGAAGGCGAUGACGCAGUCGCCCGCGAUGGCGCCGACGGGCGCGUCGGCGAGCGAGAAGCCCGGCGCCGUCCACUCCGUCGCGCACGCGCCGACGCCGAGCGCGAGCGCCGUCUUCUACGACAGUGCUCGCGUGAAGCGGACCAUGCUCGGCAAGCUCCACUACUGCCUGUCCUGUCCCGGCUGGUCGAAGGUCACGACGGAGCGCGUCGUCUACUCGCGGUGGGACCUCGUGCCCCUGGAGCGCGCCGCGCCGAUGCUGUGCCUGGGCUUCUUCGGCUGCUGCGACGGCGCGUCGACGGGCUGGGAAGCCAUCGCGCCCGCCGGCGCGGCGGACGAGGGCGGCGCGUGCCCGCGCGUGCCCGUCGGCCGCACGCUCGACACGUUCGACAGCGACAUCGUCGUCGACGCGUCCGCGCACCAGACGCUCUGCCAGAUCUGCCGCGGCGAGGGCGACCUCGUGUUGUACCGCAAAUCCGGCGCGGACCUCAGUGACCCCAACGAGCUCUUCGUCGUCUCGGACGUAUACAAGCCCCUGGACGUCUUCAACGAGCUCACGUUCGAGCUCUCCAAAGUAGACGUCCGCGGCGGCGCGGCGCAGGUCCUGGGCGCGCGGAUGGGCGCGACGGUCUGGCGCCUCGACGCGAGGCACGACGCGCCGCCGGCGAAGCCCUUCCACGGGGAGCGCGAGUUCACGUACUACGACUCCGAGGGCGCCGCGCGGACGUGCCUCGGGAGCGUGCGCAACAGCGAGUGGUACAAGAUCACGUCUGAGCGCGUCGUCUUCACGGACUGGGAGUACUGGUACCCCUGCGACAGCCCGUCGUCGCUCUGCUGCGCGCCCCUCCACUGCGCGCGGGGCGUCGCGCGCGAGUGCUGCUGCGCGCUCGGGUCCUCGGUCCACGCCUACGACCGCGUCGUCGCGCGGCGCGCGGCCGCGGCCGCGGCCCGCGACAAGAAGCGCGCGUGCGCGUGCUGCGCGCUGCCCGUCGGACGGAGCGCGGAGUACUUCGACCUCGACAUCGUCGUGGACAUCCAGGCGCACCAGAGCUGCUUCCAGCUCUGCGUCAACGAGGGGGAUCUGAAAUUUGGCAGGCUCCAGGGCGCGGACGCGAGCAACGACAGCGCCGCGGAGGCGUUCUUCGUGUUGAAGAACGCGCCGGAGGCGUUCGGGCUCUUCGACGACCUCUCCUUCGAGUUCUCCAAGCUCGACCUCACGGCCUUCCGGCGCGGCGCCCUCGUGAAUGACAUGCGGUCGGGCUCGUUCUCGUCGUCGCGCCCGGCGACGGCGAAGUAA